AAAAAAAACGCCGAAGAAAUAGUAGUACAACGCACUGAGAUGCAGAUCAACUCGAGGUGGCUGAAAGGACGCUCGGGUAUCAGAGUGAAUGAAGAAGCGGGAAAACUAACCUCCGAGCAAUAUCCCCCACAAGCCAGAGUAACCAGAAAGAGAACUAGGAGUAAUGAACGCGCGCGCAGCGACCAAACCAAACUUGACAAAUGGAGCCGCCCUAAAAGCAUUGAGAAAUGGCCAACCAACAAGCGGAGGAAUAUAUGUGGACUUCCAUCCUGAAAAAACAUGAAGAGAAACAUGCAUCCAGAUAAACGAAAGAAACUUCAUAUGGAAAAACGACAUAAAAAUCGGAGAACUACUGAAACAAAUCCCAAGAUAUGAGCAUAAGAGGUCCAUGCCACGAAUGUAAUAAAACAGAAAAUAUGAUGCAGUACAACCCCAACACGGCCCUGAGCUCGAAGCUAGCUCGAGGGCCUCACGCCUUCCAAAAGACCCUACCUAAUCCUAGAAGGAACCGUGGCAAAUCUGGAAACUAGCUCCA
Cantharellus anzutake is the source of this 535-nucleotide messenger RNA. RefSeq lists its product as uncharacterized. The record is from RefSeq and is a predicted model, not a curated record. Bases 372 to 530 code for a protein of 52 amino acids. NCBI's taxonomy places the organism in Eukaryota, Fungi, Basidiomycota, Agaricomycetes, Cantharellales, Hydnaceae. The transcript has a single exon.